Molecule: messenger RNA, 2000 nt
Organism: Ceraceosorus guamensis
Lineage: Eukaryota; Fungi; Basidiomycota; Exobasidiomycetes; Ceraceosorales; Ceraceosoraceae
Product: DAO-domain-containing protein
Exons: 5
Coding region: 238-1839 (533 amino acids)
Cellular component (GO): cytoplasm
Molecular function (GO): oxidoreductase activity
Source: RefSeq, a predicted model, not a curated record
GGCUGCCUCCUGAGCAACGACACACAUCAGCAAUCACCAUCAGCGGCUGUGCCACGCCAUUGCUGCCCUUUCGUCGUAUUUAGAGACGAGCCAAUCUGAAUGCGGCUCGUGAUCCCUUAAAGGCGCUAUUUGGAUCGACGAAACGCUCUCCUUGAUAAUACACUGCUCACGACUGCGCUCCGCUCAUCAUCAUCACACUGACUAAGUCAUACACGCUCUCCUUCAAUUCGUGCAAACAUGCCAGCUAUUGUAGCAGCAUCGGGUAUCGAGUCCUUCCAAGGGUCCGCCUCGCAGUCAGUCUUCGACGCUCUGCCAAACCGGCCUGCUGAGCUCCCUCAAACCAAUGUCAAUCCUUCUUAUUGGCAAGCUACGUUCGAAGGCCCUGCCAAGACCGCCCACCUCAGCGAUUCUUCGGCUGUAGAAGGUGAAGCCACCGUUGCUAUCAUAGGCACUGGCAUCACCGGCAUCUCCACGUUGUACCACCUCGUCACGCGCUUGCAAUCUGGCACUCGCAUCGUUCUCUUCGACGCGCGCGGCUUCUGCUCGGGCGCUACAGGUCGCAAUGGAGGGCACAUGACGCCUCUCUCUGCUUUGAGCUACCGCGAGCUGCGGAACUCGCCGGGCAUAUCGAGAUACGCGGUCAAGCCGCCGGAAGGCAGGACGAGGCAGGAAGUGUACGGCAACGAUCGAGGAGAUUUGCUGGAUGAGGUGGUCAGGACAAUGCUGGUGUGUGAAGCCAGAACAGCUGCGGAGCUUUUGGUGCUCACUCGAACGGAAGCCGCCAUGGCUCGCAAGGACCCUUCGGAAGCUCAGCUAGAGGGCUACGUGGAUCCCGAGUUGCAGUGCGCAGGAAGAUGGAUCGUAGCUCUUGAAGAUGGAGAAGUGAAAGAAGUUGAAGACUCCAUUACAGCUGCGAAUCACGCAGGUCUCAGUGACUGGACCAAGGGCCUUAUCAGGCUCCCGAACGCCGAGCUGGAGCAGCUCGGGCUGUCGGGUGCCAAAGCGGCAUGGGAACAGACGGGCUCCACAGUUCACCCGCUCAAGCUCGUCUCUCUACUCUACUCGGUGGCGAUGCGCACAGCCAGAGAAAGGCGUAUCCAAGUAGAAGCGCAUACAUACUGCCCAGUCGAUGAGGUGGUGGAGCAGGCUUCGAACGGACUCAACAACCUGACGCAAAGCAGCUCUCGCGCUUUGCUUCGAACGCGACGUGGCUCCCUCCAAGCCAGAUACGUCGUGCACGCCACCAACGCAUGGGCAAGUCAUUUGAGCCCUCAGCUCGCAGGCCCAAAGGGCAUAGUGCCCACUCGAGGCCAAGCGAUGGCGGUGGAGCCAAAGGAACCUCAAACAUGGUCUCAAGGCUUAGCCACGCCAGAUGGAUUCAACUACAUGCAAAUGCGGCCCGGAACGGCUCAAGUGCAAGCCGAGGCGUCGCAGGGUCCUGCCAAGAAUCCUCCCAUCAUCUUCGGAGGCGGCCGCGACUCGGCGCCUGCUUAUGAGUGGGGUGUGGAGAAUGAUGGAGAGCUUUCAAAUAAUGUCAGCAAGCGCCAACGUCAGCUCUUACCCUCCUUGCUGCCCUCCGCAUUUGGGGGACUACCGCAGCCAACGCACGAGUGGACAGGAAUCAUGGCAUAUACGCAAUCGUUGAAUCCUAUCUGUGGUCCAUUACUACGAGGACAAGCUCUAGCCGAUGAGGACAGCGACCUGAAGCCAUCUGCUGACAUCGUUCCAGGCCAGUACAUCGCUGCAGGCUACUCUGGAGUGAGUCUGGAUCAGGUGUCUGGAUGGGUCACAAGAACUGACCAUCAUUCUCCGCGGGUUCGUGCUUGUCUGGUCUCUUGAUUCCCUACAGCACGGCAUGACUAGAGCCUAUGCAUGUGCGGAAGUCAUCGCUGAGAUGAUUGAAGUAGACGUGCUGGCUGCCUCCUCAUCAGAAGCACGCGACGAUCGCUGGAAAUGUCCCGGAUGGUUUCCUCGGUGCUGGCUGACCACAUUGAGCCACG